AGACAGAGCAAAGCCACAACGCUUUCUCUGCUGGAUUAAAGACGGCCCACAGACCCGAACUUCUACUAUACUACUUAAAAUUACACAGGUGGCUCGUCAAAUUCAAUUGAUUAGUAUUGUAAAAGGAAAAAGAAGUUCCUUCUUACAGCUUGGAUUCAACGGUUCAAAACAAAAAUGCAGCUGCCAUUAAAGUCACAGAUGAACAAACUUCUACACUGAUUUUUAAAAUCAAGAAUAAGGGCAGCAAGUUUCUGGAUUCACUGUAUCAACAGAUACAAAAAGACAUCAUUUUACAACCUCAUUUCAAAAUGAAGGCUUUUACCUGGACCCUAGGUGUGCUAUUCUUCCUACUAGUGGACGUUGGACAUUGCAGAGGUGGACAAUUCAAAAUUAAAAAAAUAAACCAGAGAAGAUACCCUCGCGCCACAGAUGGUAAAGAGGAAGCAAAGAAAUGUGCAUACACAUUCCUGGUACCUGAACAAAGAAUAACAGGGCCAAUCUGUGUCAACACCAAAGGGCAAGAUGCAAGUACCAUUAAAGACAUGAUCACCAGGAUGGACCUUGAAAACCUGAAGGAUGUGCUCUCCAGGCAGAAGCGGGAGAUAGAUGUUCUGCAACUGGUGGUGGAUGUAGAUGGAAACAUUGUGAAUGAGGUAAAGCUGCUGAGAAAGGAAAGCCGUAACAUGAACUCUCGUGUUACUCAACUCUACAUGCAACUAUUACAUGAGAUUAUCCGUAAGAGGGAUAAUUCACUUGAACUUUCCCAAUUGGAAAACAAAAUCCUCAAUGUCACCACAGAAAUGUUGAAGAUGGCAACAAGGUACAGGGAACUAGAGGUGAAAUAUGCUUCCUUGACAGAUCUUGUCAAUAACCAAUCCGUGAUGAUCACUUUGUUGGAAGAACAGUGCUUGAGGAUAUUUUCCCGACAAGACACCCAUGUGUCUCCCCCACUUGUCCAGGUGGUGCCACAACAUAUUCCUAACAGCCAUCAGUAUACUCCUGGUCUGCUGGGAGGUAACGAGAUUCAGAGGGAUCCAGGUUAUCCCAGAGAUUUAAUGCCACCACCUGAUCUGGCAACUUCUCCCACCAAAAGCCCUUUCAAGAUACCACCGGUAACUUUCAUCAAUGAAGGACCAUUCAAAGACUGUCAGCAAGCAAAAGAAGCUGGGCAUUCGGUCAGUGGGAUUUAUAUGAUUAAACCUGAAAACAGCAAUGGACCAAUGCAGUUAUGGUGUGAAAACAGUUUGGAUCCUGGGGGUUGGACUGUUAUUCAGAAAAGAACAGAUGGCUCUGUCAACUUCUUCAGAAAUUGGGAAAAUUAUAAGAAAGGGUUUGGAAACAUUGACGGAGAAUAUUGGCUUGGACUGGAAAAUAUCUAUAUGCUUAGCAAUCAAGAUAAUUACAAGUUACUGAUUGAAUUAGAAGACUGGAGUGAUAAAAAAGUCUAUGCAGAAUACAGCAGCUUUCGUCUGGAACCCGAAAGUGAAUUCUAUAGACUGCGCCUGGGAACUUACCAGGGAAAUGCAGGGGAUUCUAUGAUGUGGCAUAAUGGUAAACAAUUCACCACACUGGACAGAGAUAAAGAUAUGUAUGCAGGAAACUGCGCCCACUUUCAUAAAGGAGGCUGGUGGUACAAUGCCUGUGCACAUUCUAACCUAAAUGGAGUAUGGUACAGAGGAGGCCAUUACAGAAGCAAGCACCAAGAUGGAAUUUUCUGGGCCGAAUACAGAGGCGGGUCAUACUCCUUAAGAGCAGUUCAGAUGAUGAUCAAGCCUAUUGACUGAAGAGAGACACUCGCCAAUUUAAAUGACACAGAACUUUGUACUUUUCAGUUCUUAAAAAUGUAAAUGUUACAUGUAUAUUACCUGGCACAAUUUAUUUCUACACAUAAAGUUUUUAAAAUGAAUUUUACCUUAACUAUAAAAGGGGAACCUAUAAAUGUAGUUUCAUCUGUUGUCAAUUACUGCAGAAAAUUAUGUGUUUCCACGUCCUAGUUAUUUUAAAAAUUAUGUUGACUAAAUACAGUUUGUUUCCUAAAAUGUAAAUAUUUGCAAAUCUUAGCUAUAUUUUAAAACAUAACUAAAUAACAUGUUCAAGAUCCUUAACAAUUUAUUUAAAAUCUAAGAUUGCUCUAACUUCUAGUGAAAAAAAUAUUUUUAAAAUUUCAGCCAAAUAAUGCAUUUUAUUUAUAAAAAUAUAGACAGAAAAUUAGAGAGAAACCUCUAGUUUUGCCAAUAGAAAAUACUUUUUCCAUUGAAUAAAAGCUAUUUCAAACUGAAUUUGUGCCUUUCACAUGGAAUGAUUAAAUCUGAAUUCUUAACAACAUAUCCUAUGCUGAUUUUCCCAAAACAACAUGACCCAUAGUAUUAAAUACAUAUCAUUUUUAAAAAUAAAAACCCCCCACAAAUAAUGCAUGCAUUAUUUAAAUGGUCAAUUUAUAAAGACAAAUCUAUGAAUGAAUUUCUCAGUUUUCUCAUAUUUCUUCAUAUGAUAUGCUGAACACCAAAAUCUCCAGAAAUGCAUUUUAUGUAGUUUUAAAAUCAGCAAAAUAUUAGUAUUACAAAAAUGCAGAAUAUUUAGUGUGCUACAGAUCUGAAUUAUAAUUCUAAUUUAUUACUACUUUUUUUCUAAUUUACUGAUCUUACUAUUAUAAAGAAAACAAACCCCAUCCUAUCUGCAAUUCAAAUCAGAAAGUUUGGACAGCUUUCCAAGUAUUAGUGCAUACUUUGAACAGGUGGGACUAAAAUUCAAGGAAUUGGCUGUUUUCCCAAUACUGAGAAUUCAACAGCUCCAGAGCAGAAGCCACAGGGGCAUAGCUAGUCCAAACUGCUAAUUUCAUUUUACAGUGUGUGUAAAGCUUAGUCUCACAGUGUCUCUGCAAUCAACAACUUUACUAGUGACUUUCUGGAACAAUUUCCUUCCAGAAACAUAUUUACUGCUUAGAGGUGACUUUUCCUUAAUUUAUUUGUGAAGUUAAAAUUUUAAAGAUAUCUCAUGAAACUUUUGCUUAAGCAAAAAGAAAAUCUUGAAUUGAAAUGUGUGAGGCAAACUAUGCAUGGGAAUGGUUUAAUGUGAAGAUAAUCAUUUGAACAACUCAAGUCCCUCAACAUGACCAAUGUUUUUCAUCUGCCACAUUUCAAAAUAAAACUUUUGGUGAAACAAAUUAAACAAAAUAUCCAAACCUCAUA
Molecule: messenger RNA, 3188 nt
Organism: Macaca mulatta (Rhesus monkey)
Lineage: Eukaryota; Metazoa; Chordata; Mammalia; Primates; Cercopithecidae
Gene: ANGPTL1
Product: angiopoietin like 1
Biological process (GO): fibrinolysis; blood coagulation, common pathway; positive regulation of heterotypic cell-cell adhesion
Cellular component (GO): fibrinogen complex
Molecular function (GO): extracellular matrix structural constituent; protein-macromolecule adaptor activity
Source: RefSeq, a predicted model, not a curated record